Molecule: messenger RNA, 812 nt
Organism: Caenorhabditis auriculariae
Lineage: Eukaryota; Metazoa; Nematoda; Chromadorea; Rhabditida; Rhabditidae
Source: the annotation of a GenBank genome assembly
AUGCCUCGUGGAGUUAAAAAACGUGGAAACGCAACAAAAUUCACAAAUGUUCGUCAUAAACGAAGGUACUUGAAGAAGAAGGAAGACAAGAAGCAGCUUUCCAGAAGUACAGUGUAUGUUGAUGUUGGGUUUUAAUAUUUUUACAUUUUUAUUCUAGAAAAGUUAUCAAAGAUUCAUGGAAAACGUCAAAAACGACAAGGGAGAACAUCGUGGACAUGGGUUUAGCCUUCGAUCCGAAUGAAGUUGUACCAAUCCAGCAAGCAAGGGUAUUAUUUUUUAUUUCUGUUAUUUUUUCAUGAUAAAUCAAUUUAGAGAAACAUUAUCGACACUGUUCCAAUGGAAGGUGUUGAUUUCGAGCCGCCAAAAAUCAAAAAAGUGAAAAAAGGAAGACCAGUUGAUAUGAAACAGGUGAAUAGUUUACAAACAAGUCCUUCAUCUUCAUUCUGUUUUUAUUUUUUGAUUUAAAGUUAUAAUUGCUUUUUUCAGGCUAACAGAGUAGUUUCAACGUUAGAAAAAGAUGCCGCAACCUCCGAAGAAGCUCAGAAGGCCCAGGACCGCAAGUUCAAACUUUUCCACCGAGAAACCGAACUCUGCGUCUAUAUGCUGGCCAAGCAUGGUGAAGACUUCGAGGUUUUAUUUUGAACAGCUUUAAAAUAAUUAUUGCACUCUUUACUGUGGGUUUUCAUAUAAAAACAAUUUAGUCGAUGUGCCGGGAUCCGCGAAAUCUGUGGCAAUACACCCCAAAGCAGUGGGCCAAGAAGAUCAGAGUGUACAAAGAUUCACCAUAUUACAAAGUUUUGGAAACCGUUUGA